Hansenula anomala is the source of this 1446-nucleotide messenger RNA. RefSeq lists its product as uncharacterized. Gene Ontology annotation, molecular function: N-acetyltransferase activity. Bases 1 to 1446 code for a protein of 481 amino acids. The record is from RefSeq and is a predicted model, not a curated record. NCBI's taxonomy places the organism in Eukaryota, Fungi, Ascomycota, Saccharomycetes, Phaffomycetales, Wickerhamomycetaceae. The transcript has a single exon.
AUGGAACAACCAAUCUUCAAAUACAUGGUCAACCAAGAUGAAAAAUCUAAAAAAGAACUGGAGCUCAAGAUCCAAAAUGGACAUGCAAGACCAAUGGGCCAUGUUGAAAACUUGUUUGGUAUUUAUCAACGUGAAAAAAUCUACAAAUCAUUCAGUAUCAUUUGUAAAUACAACAAAGUGAUAAAUGAUGAAGCUCUAUUAUUCCAUGCUCUUCGACCUAUAUUGGUCGAAUAUCCGCUUUUAAGUGCUGCUAUAGUGGAACAAAAAAUUGAGGAUCAUGUAAAGCCUAGACCUCAUGAUUACACCAAGGUUGUUGAUAAAGUUCAACUAAGUGAUGUGAUGUAUGAAUUGGAUGAAGAGAUCAAGGCAUUGAAAGGCUGUGAACUCCUGGAAGCGAUGAAUAGUAUUGUGCUACCGUAUGGUGAUGAUCAAUUAACCUGGAGAUUAGCUAUAAUUGAUGAAUUCACACUUGCUUAUAUUUCAAAUCAUGUUUUAGCUGAUGGUAUUACUGGUAAAAAUCUUUUUCAAGACCUUCAAAUUCAAUUUUCCAAACUAUACGGAAGUGAGAUUCCACCAAUAUCACCAAAAUCUUUACUCUUCAACUAUAACACAGACUCAACAAAUUUAACGCAUUUACCAGAUCCAAGUGAUUCAGUCAUCGAUUAUGCACCACCAUACUCCUUCAUACCAGAGUACUUGCUCAAUAGAUUCAUCAUUAGUAAAUUUUGUCCAAACUCACACGCUUCACCAGGAGUCUCGAUAAAUUAUCAAACAAUUCACAUUUCAGCUUCAGAACUAAGCAGAAUCAAACAAGACUUGAUAGAACAUGAGCAAGAUAAGAAAAUAACAUUAACACCAUAUAUUCAAGCUGCUUGGUUGAAUGCGCUUUAUAAAACAGGGGUCUAUAACAGUAAAGUGACAAAUUUCCUAUUGGCUGUUGAUGCUAGGCAGUAUUUCCCACAGGAAAACAUUGAUCAGUACAAGUAUGGAUUGAACACAUCAGCGACAAACAAGUAUUUCCAUAAUAUAAAAGAUUUCACAUGGAGUUGGGUCGGAUAUUUAAAUGAUUACAUCAAAUGGUGUGUUAACACAAAGAGACCAUUAUAUCUACUUGGGUUUUUGACGUUAGAUAAAGUUGUUGGGAACAAGAAUUUGGAUGUUGAAGUUAGAAAGACUAAGCAUGAUAAAAUUAGAACCAAUACUUUAUUCUCUAACUUGGGUGUUGUUGAAUCAAAUAGGAAAGAAGUGGUUGAUAUUGAAGAUUGCAUCUUUACUCAGCAUUUCAAUGGAUCUUUUUAUGAUUUUUCGAUAAAUGCAAUCACUACAAGGAAAGGUGGAUUGAAUUUUGUGAUCAGUAGUACUGGGAAUGCUUCAUUCAGUAAGGCAAAGUUUAAUGAGGCUGUAUUGGCUUUCAAGGAGAAUUUGAUUGGAGAGUGUUGUGAAUAG